Cyprinodon tularosa is the source of this 1574-nucleotide messenger RNA. RefSeq names its product isoamyl acetate hydrolyzing esterase 1 (putative) (gene iah1). Bases 90 to 818 code for a protein of 242 amino acids. Gene Ontology annotation, molecular function: hydrolase activity, acting on ester bonds. NCBI's taxonomy places the organism in Eukaryota, Metazoa, Chordata, Actinopteri, Cyprinodontiformes, Cyprinodontidae. The transcript has 6 exons. The record is from RefSeq and is a predicted model, not a curated record.
AGUUGGUGGCGGUAAUGCUCACCUAAUGUACCUGCCAACCGCCAUAAAAAAAAAUUCAACAACAACACCAAGAAGAAGAGGGAUCAAUCAUGUCCAAGUUCAGCUCAGUAAUUUGGCCUAAAGUUGUUUUAUUCGGUGACUCAAUCACACAGUUUUCCUUUCAGACUAAUGGAUGGGGAGCAGAAACUGCAAAUAAGCUCGCAAGAAAAGGUGAUGUUGUGAACAGAGGGCUGUCUGGCUACAACUCCAGAUGGGCCAAGAUUAUCCUUCCUCGCCUGAUCAGCAGCCAGAAUCCAGCAGAAAACCACAUUGCAGCCGUAACCGUCUUCUUUGGAGCCAACGAUGCUUCACUGGAAGAUAAGAACCCACAGCAGCACGUCCCUCUAAAUGAGUAUUCAGAGAACCUGAAGGAGAUCAGCAAGUUUCUGUCUUCAGCUGGUGUUUCAGCAGACAAGGUCAUCUUCAUGACUCCUCCUCCUAUUCAUGAGCCGGCCUGGGAGAAGGAGUGCAUCCUCAAAGGAUGUCCCCUCAAUCGGCACAACUCUGUGACGGGACAGUACGCUCAGGCCUGUGUUCAGGCAGCCGGUCAGUGCGGAUCAGAAGUUCUGGACCUCUGGACACUCAUGCAGAAAGACGGACAAGACUACACAGUCUACCUCUCAGAUGGGCUGCAUCUCUCAGAGAAGGGGAACCAGUUUGUGGCCCAGCACCUUUGGAGCAUAUUGGAGAGUCGCGUGGCUCACCUGCCCUUCAUCCUGCCUUACUGGGGAGACGUGGACGCCAAGAGCCCAGAGAGCAGCCUCCUCUGUGAUACAUAAGAGAAUGUUCCAGCAGCUAAAACCAAACUGGGUGGAACAUUUUGCAAAGGAAUCCUUUUUUUUUUUUUUCAAAAAAAUGAUCAUGAAAUCAAAUCAAAUACUGAUGCUUAAAAUGUGCAAUAAAGAUGAUUUGUUUUUUUUUACAAAGAUGUUACUGCUGCUGGAAGAAAACAUUCAUACAUGUAGAAAGAAAGGACUACACACAGUAUGUAAUGCAAAAGAUGUAUUUUCAUACAAUAAAAUGUUUUACAGCAUUAAGAUAUGACACAGCAGGUAACAGGUGAGACUGCAUCAAACUGCAACAUGUGCACAGCUCACAUUGGCACGACUUUUAUCAAAGCAACAAACGAUCUGAGCACAAGCAGUGCUGCAGAACGGACAAUUUGAUCCGAUAAACAGGAGGUCUAUAAGCACAUAAAUCUAAACAUACUGGUAGUGCAGGAAUCAGCGGAAAAUUCUUUUUUUUUUAUUUACCAACAUUGAACAAACUCGGUGAUAUACUAAAACUGUUGCUUCUUGUACAUAGGAGCUACGAUACAAACACAAGGGUCCAAUAUGCAACCUCUGAAAAAUGUGUGCAAAACAGAGAUUCUCCAGUGUUGAAAAGUGCUUUUGUUAAAAACAAACCUAAACUUAAGUGUCCUACAAGUCAUAACCCACUAUUGAUUUCCUCAAUAGUUGUGAUGAUUAUGUAACAUAAUAAACUGAAUAUACUGGGAGUGGAUUUGGUUUAAUAAACGGAUAUUUAUAGAUGCA